GGAAGUGGUUCGGAGGCGGGAUCAACUGUGUUUGAGCUCUUCUGAGCAAGGUGUAAUUGUCAGCCUCAGCCCUCGAAGGGACAUGACGCGUUCUCAGUGGUGACUGCUUUCUGCUGUAAUGCUGCUCAGAUGUAGGGUGGACGUGAAGCUUGGCACGUCCUUCUGACCUUGUCACCAACCCCAGGAAUCUACCGUACUUUUUUACUAGCUCAGGACCUUGUAUGUAUGUGGUAGAUGCUUAAGAAGCAUUUGCUAAAGGACUGAUUUGAAAACUGACUCAUAAUGACACAGUGCAUUCCAAAGAACACAAGGAAAACUUGGCUCUCUCUGGGGAGUUGGCUGUGUAAGUGACGAGAGCUCAUGGACUGUAAGUUGCAAAAGAGUGCUCAGAGAACAGAGUCAUGGUGUGGCCGGGACAAGAAGGUUUCCCAGAGGACGGAGGUGAAGAUGGACUCUCUGAGAGCUUCCAGCUUCUGCAGAUGGAUGUGGGGUACGAGCACCAAGAGGAAGAGGCCCGCCCUGCAAACAGUGGGACAUGGUGCUCGAAAAAUGUGCAGAGAAAACAGAGACACUGGGAAAGGAUAGUCUCUUCAAAGAAGAGCAAAAGGAAGCAGGAAAAAGAAAGAAGAAAAGUCAAACGUGCAGAACACGCAGGUAACGAUAACUGCACCUGCCCCCAGCACAGCAAACGCUUUUUGAAAGCCUUAACCAAAGAGAGACUUUUGGAAGCCAAACACUCAGGACCAAGACUGUGUGUUGACUUGAGCAUGACCCACCAGAUGUCAAAGAAGGAAUUGAGCAGGCUGGCGGGACAGAUUCGAAGGUUGUAUGGUUCAAACAAAAAAGCCAGCAGGCCCUUUUGGAUCUGCCUCACUGGAUUCUCAACUGACAGUCCCCUCUAUGAAGAGUGUUUGAGGAUGAAUGAUGGAUUUUCUGCAUACUUGCUAGAUGUAACAGAAGAAGACUGCUUUAGUUUAUUUCCUCUGGAGACCCUUGUGUACCUGACUCCCGACUCAGAACAGGCCCUUGAAGACAUUGAUCAAAACACGGUUUACAUCAUUGGUGGACUUGUAGAUGAAAGCAUUCAGAAGAAGGUGACAUUUCAAAAAGCUCGAGACUGCUCUGUGAAGACAGCCCGCUUGCCGAUCCAGGAGUACAUGGUCAGGCGUCAGAAUGAGAAAAACUACCAUUCAGAAGUGCUGGCCAUCAACCAAGUGUUUGAUAUCCUGUCCACUUACUUUGAGACUCACAGCUGGCCUGAAGCAUUGAAGAAAGGAGUUUCUCCGGGAAAAGGCUACAUUCUUCGGAAUGCAAUGGAAUGAUGGGCAGUCCAAGAUUCCAGCUGUAGUGCUAAAGGACCAAAG
Molecule: messenger RNA, 1364 nt
Organism: Peromyscus leucopus (white-footed mouse)
Lineage: Eukaryota; Metazoa; Chordata; Mammalia; Rodentia; Cricetidae
Gene: Trmt10b
Product: tRNA methyltransferase 10B
Exons: 10
Coding region: 402-1322 (306 amino acids)
Biological process (GO): tRNA N1-guanine methylation
Cellular component (GO): nucleus; nucleoplasm
Molecular function (GO): tRNA binding
Source: RefSeq, a predicted model, not a curated record